AUGUCACCAACAAUGUCAUUCGAGUCAGCUGCAGGUCCGAGCCAUGUCACGGACCGGAUCGAGCCAGCAAAAUUCCAACGCACACUUUGGGGGGAUCACUUCCUCAUGGCCAAUACCACUGAGGGGCAUCCGGCACAAGAGCUGGAAAUUAGGGAACAUGAAGUUCUCAAGGAAGAGGUGAGGAGGAUGGUGACAGCUGAUGAAUUUAAUGGAGCAGUCGACGACGUCAAUGUUCAGGCCAUAACCCAGAAGCUACGUUUAAUAGAUGUAGUUCAACGAUUAGGGCUUGGGUAUCAAUUUGAGACGGAGAUUGAGGAAGCUCUGGAGAAAGUUUAUGUUCAUGGGGGAGAGUCAUUCAUUCAGAAGGAUAUUAACAUUGAUAUGUACCAUGCGGCCCUUUGGUUUCGACUCCUCAGGCAACAAGGGUUUCGUGUUUCCCCUGAUGGGUUCAAAAGGUUCAUGGAUGAUGAAGGGCAGUUCAAAGAAUUAUUGGCCUCGGAUGAGCUAGGAUUACUAAGUUUGUAUGAGGCCGCACAUGUGGCGUUCAAUGGAGAAGACAUAUUGGACGAAGCUAUGGAAUUUGCAACCAAGAAUCUGAAGUCGAUCAUUAAGAAUUACAAGGACUCUUCAUUAUCGAAGAAGCAUGUCGAGUUUUCCCUAAGCCUUCCCGUCUGGAAAUGUGUCCCCAGAACACUUGCAAGGCAUUCAAUCGACGUUUACUCCCAAGACGAGAACGCAUGCCAUGAUCAAACAGUCAUCUUGAGGCUUGCAAAGUUGGAUUUCAACAUGGUGCAGAAAUUCCACAAGCAAGAGCUUCACCAACUGUCAUUGUGGUGGGCGAGUCUUGAAACCACGACUAAAUUCACAUAUGCAAAAGACAGACUUGCGGAGUGCUAUUUUUGGAUCAAUGGUGCUUACUUCGAGCCAAGGUAUCAACUGGCAAGGAUUAUACUUGCCAAGAUCGGAUGCGUAGUGACCCUCUUGGACGACACCUAUGACAACUAUGGGAACUACAAAGAGCUUGAGCUACUUACACAAGCCAUUCAAAGGUUGGAUAUCGGUGGUCUGGAACUCCUUUCCGGCAAGUUGAAGGAGGUGUAUCAGAUCGUCAUUGACCUGUUCGAAGACAUCGAGCAGGAACUCACAAGAAGUGGACUCAGUACUCUUGGUGUUGACUACUCUAAGGGGCAGUUUAAGAAAAUGUGUUGGGCCUUCUUGGCUGAGGUCCGGUGGCGCACGACGGGUCAGGUCCCGGCUCUGGAGGAGUACUUAAUGGAUGCAAAUGUAACGAGCAGCUAUCCUUUUCACUGCACAGCUUCCUUCUUGGGAAUGGAAGCAGAGGAAGUCACCAAAGAGGCCUACGAGUGGUUCGAGCGAAAGAGGAAGCACGCAGCUUCAGCGGUGGAGUGUUAUAUGAAGGAGCAUGACGUCUCCCAAGAGGAUGCGGUUGUUGUGUUGUGGGAAGAGAUUUCAAAAUCUUGGAAAACCAUCAUUAAGGAAUGUGAGAAACCGACUCUAUUUUCUACGGCAGUUACAGAUCGAGUUCUCAACUUUGCUCGCGUGAUCAGUGUGAUGUACGGGAACGGUGAUGCUUUCACUCAUCCCCAUCUUCUCAAGGGUCACAUUGCUUCCUUGUUCGCCAACCCAGUGCCGCUUUGA
Molecule: messenger RNA, 1659 nt
Organism: Linum tenue
Lineage: Eukaryota; Viridiplantae; Streptophyta; Magnoliopsida; Malpighiales; Linaceae
Source: the annotation of a GenBank genome assembly